Molecule: messenger RNA, 2167 nt
Organism: Paramecium octaurelia
Lineage: Eukaryota; Ciliophora; Oligohymenophorea; Peniculida; Parameciidae
Source: the annotation of a GenBank genome assembly
UAUAUAUAUAUAUAUAAUUUAAAUAAAAUGGGAGAAAAGAAGGUUGAUCGAUUUGUCUUCAAGAUUAGUGACAUGUUGGGAGAGGGAUCUUAUGGACAAGUAAUAGAACUCAGCACUUUUAGGUCUUUAAAGGUUAGGAUGAAAAAUCUAAGGAAUGGGUGGCUAUAAAGAUGCUCAAAAAGGCAGUGAUUAAUGAGGAUGAAUAUUUGAAAGAGGGUUUAUUGAAUGAAAUCAAGAUCAUGGGCUUUCUGUAGGGUAACAAUGUUGUCAAGCUAAUUGAUGUGCUUGAAACAACGAACAAUUUCUAUAUAGUCUAGGAAUUUUGCGACGGUGGAGAUUUCCAACAGUAAGAUUUGAAUUAUUCUUAGCCAAUUGAAAAAGAGGAAAUUUUUACCUCAGAAAGAGGCCAUGUAAUUUUUUGUGGACGUUCUUCUGGGCAUGAUGGAAUUAGUGAAGAAAGGAAUCAUUCAUCGAGACUUGAAGCCAGCUAACAUACUCAUAAACAAGGGCAUUUAUAAAAUUGCAGGUACUUUAUUCAUAUCCUAACGCUAUUUCUAGAUUUCGGAUUUUCAAAAGCCAUCGAUAACUUUAGGAAAUAGAUGAUAGAAUCGAUUGUCGGUACCCCUCUCUAUCAGUCUCUCCAAUUACUCAAGGCUGAGAAAUACACUUCUAAGAGUGAUAUUUGGUCCCUGGGCUUCAUCUUCUAUGAGACUCUCUUUGGACAAAGUAAUCAAUCCACAGAUUAUCUCCUAGCUCCUUGGACUGCUAGAUCAAUUCCAGAAUUAGUGAAGAAUAUUACUUCCCAACCUCUGAAAUUCCCUCAGGAUAAAAAUAUCGACCCUUAGAUCAUAGACAUGCUCAAGGGCUGUCUGUAAUUGCAAGAGAAGGACAGAUUGGGUUGGGAUCAAUUGUAUAGACAUCCUUGUUUUGGCUAGAGUUUUUCAUUUUACACAAAUCAAGCCAAGCAACUGGAAGAUAAGGCAAUGUUUUUGGUUCAAGAUUUGAGAUUCAAGGUUAUGAAGGACAAGAUUGAUUUAGAAAAGGUGUUUGACAAGUAUGACAAAUCAGGAGAUAAGUCACUUGAUAUGAAAGAGUAUUCUGAGUAAUUUUAUUAGAUUAACUUUGUUAUUGCAUGAGAUUGAUCCAAAAUUGGAGAGAGAGGAGAUUGAAUACAUGUUCAAUAAAAUAGAUCUGGAUGGAAGUAACUCUAUCGAAUUGAAUGAAUUCAAAAAAUGGUUAGAAGAAAAUUAAGUUUAAAUGUCCAUGAGAAACUAGCCUAAAUCCAAUUUUUCAAGAAGAGGAACUUUGGAAAUGCCUAAGGUUAAUCCCAACAAUUCAGAUUAACCUGUACCAGAAUUCGAUAGUUCAUAGGCCUAAUUAAGUAAAUGUCCUACUUAACAUUCCUAAUAAAUAAUAAAUCAAUAAUAAUAAUACUAACAAUAAUAAUAACAAUAACAAUAACAAUAUUAAAAAUAAUAUUCAAAUUAACAUUCUUUAUCAUAGUAAUAAUCAUCAUAACCAUUAUAACCAUCCUAGCAGUAUCCAUAAUAAUAUUAAUAACAUCCACAAUAACAAUAAUAGUAUUAUCCACAAUAAUAAUAUUAAUAAUAUCAAUAUCCUCCAGGUUAAUAGCCCAUGUCUGGCUCCUAGAGUUAAUAAAACUAUCCAAUUUAACCACAACCAUCCUAUCCUCAAAUGAACAAUUCUUAAUAGUACAAUCAAGGCUACCAACAACCUCCAACUUAUGUGCCAAAUCAUUAAUAUCCCCCACCUCAAAAUUUGGCUUAAGAAAGAGCCAUGAUGACCAUCUAAAAAUUGGUUAUUGCUAUUGAAAAAUAUAAUAUCAACAUUUUUGAAUUAUUCAGAAAGUAUGAUAAAUCAGACUCACAAACCUUAGAUGUGAAAGAGUUUGGAGUUAUGCUCAGGUAUUUCAAUUAACCUAAUCUUAUUCCAUAGGAAAAUCGAUAGUCAAUUAACAGAUCAAGAUAUAAGCCAGGCAUUUUGGGUUUUUGAUGUUGAUCGAAGCCAUGAAAUCACUUUCAAAGAGUUCUAAGAUGGAAUCGUUUAACACUUAAACCAAUGGAGAGCCCAAUCUUCAAGCUAGAACAAUACAGGAUACCCAUACCAAAAAUAUUGAAAUAUUAAAAUAUAAAUUUAACAUGUUUAA